CAGGCUGAGAACAUCAAGAGUUCUCCCACAGAGCUGACUUUAGUUACAGGGAAGAGAAUACAAGUCACGACGCUUUUUCGGAAGAAAUAAAACUAAAUCUGAGGAAGAAACCACGGAACUGCACAACGACAGCUGUUAACAACCUGUAAAACAAAGAUGUCAUCUGCAAAAGGAGUUGCUAUUGGAAUUGAUCUGGGCACCACCUACUCUUGUGUGGGGGUGUUUCAGCAUGGAAAAGUGGAGAUCAUCGCCAAUGACCAGGGAAACAGAACAACACCCAGCUAUGUUGCCUUCACAGACACAGAGAGGCUCAUUGGAGAUGCAGCUAAAAAUCAGGUGGCCAUGAACCCUAACAACACUGUAUUUGAUGCAAAGCGGCUGAUCGGCAGGAAGUUUGAUGAUCCAGUUGUCCAGUCUGACAUGAAACACUGGUCCUUUCAAGUCAUCAGUGAUGGUGGAAAACCAAAGGUCAAAGUUGACUACAAAGGAGAGACCAAGUCAUUCUAUCCUGAGGAAAUCUCCUCUAUGGUCCUGGUGAAGAUGAAGGAGAUUGCAGAGGCUUACCUGGGACAAAAGGUUACGAAUGCAGUAAUCACAGUUCCUGCAUAUUUCAAUGACUCCCAGAGGCAAGCAACUAAAGAUGCUGGAGUGAUUGCUGGUCUGAAUGUCCUCAGAAUUAUCAAUGAGCCCACAGCUGCAGCCAUUGCCUAUGGACUUGAUAAAGGCAAAGCUUCAGAGCGCAACGUCCUGAUUUUUGACUUGGGUGGAGGAACCUUUGAUGUGUCCAUCUUGACCAUUGAAGAUGGCAUCUUUGAGGUGAAGGCCACAGCUGGAGACACCCAUCUGGGUGGGGAGGACUUUGACAACCGCAUGGUGAAUCACUUUGUUGAUGAGUUCAAGAGGAAACACAAGAAGGACAUCAGUCAGAACAAGAGGGCCCUGAGGAGGCUGCGUACCGCUUGUGAGAGAGCCAAGAGAACACUCUCCUCCAGCUCUCAGGCAAGCAUUGAGAUCGACUCCCUGUAUGACGGCAUUGACUUCUACACAUCCAUCACCAGAGCACGGUUUGAAGAAAUGUGCUCAGACCUCUUCAGGGGAACUCUUGAGCCUGUGGAGAAAGCCUUGAGAGAUGCCAAGAUGGACAAGUCUCAGAUUCAUGACAUCGUUUUGGUUGGUGGUUCCACAAGAAUCCCUAAGAUCCAGAAACUUCUGCAGGAUUUCUUCAAUGGCAGGGAACUGAACAAGAGCAUCAACCCAGAUGAGGCAGUGGCUUAUGGUGCUGCAGUGCAAGCCGCCAUCCUCAUGGGUGACACAUCUGGAAACGUCCAGGAUCUGUUGCUGUUGGAUGUGGCUCCACUAUCCCUGGGCAUUGAGACAGCUGGUGGAGUCAUGACUGCCCUCAUCAAACGUAACACAACCAUUCCUACCAAACAGACCCAGACAUUCACCACCUACUCCGACAACCAGCCCGGUGUCCUGAUCCAGGUGUAUGAGGGAGAGAGAGCCAUGACAAAAGACAACAACCUGUUAGGGAAGUUUGAGCUCUCUGGAAUUCCACCAGCACCACGUGGAGUCCCUCAGAUUGAAGUGACCUUUGACAUUGAUGCCAAUGGUAUCCUAAAUGUGUCAGCAGUGGACAAAAGCACUGGCAAAGAGAACAAGAUUACUAUCACCAAUGACAAAGGCAGACUGAGCAAGGAGGAGAUUGAGAGAAUGGUGCAGGAAGCAGACAAAUACAAAGCAGAAGAUGACCUCCAGAGAGAGAAGAUUGCUGCAAAGAACUCCUUGGAGUCUUAUGCUUUCAACAUGAAGAACAGUGUAGAAGAUGAGAACGUGAAAGGCAAGAUCAGCGAAGAUGACAAGAAGCAAGUUAUUGAAAAGUGCAACCAGGCCAUUAACUGGCUGGAGAAAAACCAGCUGGCUGAUAAGGAGGAGUAUGAGCAUCAGCUGAAGGAACUUGAAAAAGUGUGCAACCCAAUCAUCACUAAGCUGUACCAGGGGGGAAUGCCAACUGGAAGCUGUGGUGCUCAGACACGUGCCAGCUCAGGGCCCAGUUCCCAGGGGCCCACUAUUGAGGAAGUGGAUUAGUUAUGAAAUAAGAAAUGUGAUUGUUUUUUUGGUUUGGUUUCUUUGUGGUUAAGGUUGCCAAAUUUUUUGUUGAUUGACAUUUUUGUGAAGCAUACAAUUUUUUUUACAUUUUUUUUUAAUUUGCACUGAAUAUAUUGUAAAUUUGCCAGUACUGCAGUUUAAAUAUUGCAUAUGGAAUAUGCUUUUCUGUUAGAAAUGCAUUGUGUUAAAGUAGAUGUUGAAAUGUUAUGAUGUCAGAAUCUUAAUGUUAGUUUGUACGUCAUCUGCAUGUUAAGAGUUUUUUCCCCACAUAUAUUUUGUUUUGCAUUUAUGUGCAGCCAUAUAAUUCAUUGUGCCUUAUUCCAUACCUGAAAGGGUUCAUAAUAUGUUUCAUGAGUUGACU
Messenger RNA from Xyrauchen texanus (razorback sucker), 2470 nucleotides. Its product is annotated as heat shock 70 kDa protein. Gene Ontology annotation, cellular component: blood microparticle; cytoplasm; vesicle. The record is from RefSeq and is a predicted model, not a curated record. Bases 157 to 2088 code for a protein of 643 amino acids. The transcript has 2 exons. Gene Ontology annotation, biological process: protein refolding; cellular response to unfolded protein. NCBI's taxonomy places the organism in Eukaryota, Metazoa, Chordata, Actinopteri, Cypriniformes, Catostomidae. Gene Ontology annotation, molecular function: misfolded protein binding; ATP binding; heat shock protein binding.